CAAAUCUGUUGUUCAAACGAAAAGUAGCCAUAGCCACAAGCAGCUAGUUAGUGCUUUGUUUAAUUCGUUUUUAUGAUACUGAUCAUAUUUAUUAGAUACUUAUGAGGAUCUAAUUUUCAUACAUGAAUGUGUAUUGGGUGGUUUUGAUAUACAUAACCAGGAAGUAAAAGUGAACGAUAUGACCGAAUAUCUACUUGAAACAUAAUGUUGUCAAUCUGUAUUUAAUAAGGACAUCACGCGUCCUAUCUAAACAAAGACUAGUCACCCGAUGUCCCACGAAAAUAUUUGUCAUUUCGUAUAUUGGCACAUUUAAAAGGAAGAUCUGUUCUCCUCUCAAUACCGUUUACAGAGCACUAUUGUGUAAGCUGAUACAACACAAACACACGCACACACACGCGCACGUACACACACAAAUAUACACAUAUAUUAAAAUCUACAGCGACAUUACUUGUACAAUACAUGUAGGGUUAUAGCCUUUUAGCCGUGUAACCUCUCACGUGACAAUCUGUUAUUUGCUUCCUGAUACACCUGUUAUAACUCUGUGUUUUCUGUCCUUGGUAUAACUGGGAUUAUAACAAUCGUCACUAACCUACAUGUGCAUGCAGUUAAUGACCAUGGAGAAAAUGCGUAACAGAUAAACUGCUGCUUCCUACCUGAUCCCUACAGUAUUCACGCAUGAGCGGGUGAGGCGGCUGACUUUGUGUGCUGGCGAUUAGGUGCCUGACUCUGAGGGUGUGGGUUCGAAUCCCGGAUGGGACUCUACCCAACAAAUGUACAAAAUCUGUACUUUACUGAGAAAGUGUAAUCCCAAAUAUACCAUAUGUUACGUGUCAUAACCAUACCUCUCAUACCUGAUAACGAGUGACCGGAAGUGAAUUAUUGUUACAUUACUUGGUAUAUAUACAAUCAAAAUGGCAAAGAAGGUAUCACAUAAAGCCAGCAACACCGACGUGACGUAUACUAACUACACGGACCAUAAUAUCAUAUCAACGUCAACACAUUCCAUUCUCCAAAUGGGAAACAUUUGUACAGCCUACACCAUCAACGUCACCCGGGACUUCUUGGACGCCAUCAAAGACAAAGGUGGAAGUCUGACGUUUUCAGGGUCGGAACAACCACUGCUACGGCUGAAUUGGAAAGGAAACAUAGACGUCUCCCAAGCCUGCAUCACGAAGUGGAAGGUGAAUGUAUUGUCAGUUUUCAAGGGAUGUAAGAGUGCGAUUCUGCAGGAGAUCUCCAAAGACAUAUUUGAUCCUCUCCGCCGAGAGAUCAUCGAACGAAUAUAUCAAGAGCACGACGCCCUGCUGUCAGCUUUACUUGGUGGAAGUUUGAUAUUUGUGUUCAUGCACAGAAACAGAAAUGAUGCAGAUAAGAUGAUCGAGAAGAAACACGAGAUAAACAAGAUCUUCCAGCAACUCAUCGGAAAUAUUGGCAACAGGGAGGUUAAGUUUGCUCUGUCUGCUGAAAGGGAUGUCGGGUCACGACAAUGGAUUCAAAGUUCGGUUGAGGAACCCAGUGGGAAUUAUCCAUCGGAUGACAGAAGCGAGUCACACAUACCGAGUAGCAGGAUUGACGGUAUUGAGAUGGAACUGAAGCAGCUUCGAGAGGCAGUGUCUGAAAUGAAGAACAUACUGCAGAAAAUGUCGGACAAGGUCCUCAGCGAAACUCACGCGUCGAAGUUCACACCAAUGAGUCAGACAGAAGAACAGCUGACGACCAUUAUACUACCGGAGAAGUACAGUCUAGAUACUUCUAUAGUUCCAGUACCAGAUAUACCUGUGGCACCAGCAACCUUAUCUGCGCCUGGGCCUUUCGUUGACACACGUGCAGCAGAAGAUGGUGUCAUGGGAUCAAGGGUGUCCUGUGGUAAAACAAAUUUGAUGACGGAAGUUUCAGACCAACAUGACCAAACGGAACCAUCACAUGCUGAAUCCAAACCACUGGAUCAAAGAGAUAAAAUACAACGAAAAGAGGACAUCACCGGAAAAGAAUCUUUAAGGGAAAUCCCGGAACACACACGACAACAGAACAGACUUGAUCAGGCAAUAGCAAAGAACUAUGAACGCGCAGAAAUGUUGUUAAACAACCUGCAGGUCUAUAGCGCAGGGCAGGAUCAACAUAACCCCAGAGUCAACCGUCUAGCAAUUUCUGUUGCUGUUGCAUUAGAACAAGAAGACCCAAAGCCACCUAAAGCUAAGGCACAGGACAGCGUGUUGUGUUUGGACGUUUCUGAGAGCUUGGGACAAGAAGGGUUUGAGGAAGUGAAGCAAGCAGCACACAAGUUUGUAGAUGGUAUAGAGGCGAUGGCGGAGAAGCACGGAUUGGAGGAGAAUCUGGCCUUGGUCGUAAUGGGAGGAGGUGCCAGGGUGGUCAGACAACUGACCAAUGACUACACCGCUAUUAGAGACGCAAUCGAUGACCUCUUCAUGGGAGGAAGAAGUCCUAUUUUCGAAGCUUUGGUGGUUUGCAUUGCUGCUAUUAAAGAGAAAGGAGGAACACUAAGCAUAGGUGGUGUCCACAACCUCAAGCCAAGAAUUAUCUUCCUGACUGACGGAUAUGCCACAGAUGACUCUGUUGUUGAAGGGUCUGACCUUACGGAAGUGAAUCAAAACACCCGGAUUCAGAUACUACAGUUGAACGAUAUCAUUAGUUCCCGUGAAACGGAUCCAGUGGUUUGGGUUGCAGUAGGGAACGCUGACCGACAUUUCCUAAGUGCGUUGUCAAAACCUGUCGAUAGGACAUUUGUGGCAUGCAAGAACAUUGAAAGUCUCUGCAAGCAUUACAUGCUACAGGACAGCAUAGGUAAAAUCUACAUCCAUAUGAAAAACAGCAAGUUCGAAGAAACGCCAGAGACAAUUCAACAGGUUGUCGGAGCUCUGACUGGAGACAUGGACGAAGAAGAUAGGGAUCUUGUUAUCCAAGGCGUUCAACAAAAACUCGACUUUUUCGAAGUACCAGAUCCGGAUGAAAAGCCUACCGACUUCCAUAAUGUACAUGAAGUGAGUGAGUUGCCUCCCCUUGGUACUCGAGUUGUCCGAGGUCUUGAUUGGCAGCAUGAAAACCAAGACUGUGAAGGACCCGGGACUAUCGUCAAUCACGCGAAUGACAGAUAUAUGCUAUGGGUGUUGUGGGACGUCAACGGCGUCUGCUGCCGGUACAGUUAUGGCCAUGAUGGGAAAAUGGACGUCGUCGAAGUAGAGGACCAGCCACGCUUCUUGCUGCAGGAUGAAUUCAUAGAAAUCGGAGUCAGGGUCAAACGAGGAGUGAACUGGUCCUACGGAGAUCAAGAUGGUGGAGAAGGGAGCAGCGGAGUUGUCAUUAGAAAACGUGAGGAUGGUGUUGUGAAGGUAAAAUGGCAAAAUGGAAAUCUGGAAGCUUACAAAUAUGGAUUGGACGGGAAAAUGGACGUUGCUGUCUGUGAACCGAACGACUUUAUGAAAGUACGAAGCAGUUCCCAAGAUGUUACUACAAGUAGAGACAGAGCAAGCAUCGCAGAUGUGGGAUAUGCAACCGCAAGUGAUGAAAGGCCCAAUAUAGUCUGGCAGUGGCAAGAUGACAAAGCGAAAUGGCACCUGUACAGUGACUCACAUCGGGACAAACUGGAGAAGGAGUUCACCAGGAAGCCCUCGGGGUCAUGUGUCCUUCAGAUGGAGAGAAGGAGCGUUCGUGUCCUCUUUAAACAUCCCAUGAUUGCGAAAGAAGUUGGAGGUGGAUCUAGUUGUGCAGUCACACGAUCAGCUGUAAGUCACGCUGAACUUCGUGAGCUGAAAGGAGAAUAAAUAGUGAACAAGGUUUCAUUGGUAUCUUUUGCCAUUCUGCCAGAUUCCCUAUGCUCCACAAAGAACAAAGUGCCUUUUGAGACUGCGAUCAAAAUGCACAUUUCACUUGCAAAUGUACAUUGUAUUUAUAUGCAAGCGCUCAUUUAUCAAAUCAGUAGCUUUAUAUAUAUUUGCAUUUUGGAAAAAAUAUUGUAUUGUACAUGUUGUCUUAUACCAGUGUGAUUAUGUCUAUAAUACAAGUUUUGGAUGAUAAAUAUGAUAUGGAAAAUAUUACUUAUGUGAUAAAUUGUUCAUUGCUGAACAAGUCUCUUGUAAACUUCAUUUAUUAAAAUGACCAAAUGUCUCCAUAUGUCUCCAACCAAAGUGCAUCCCUCUUAAUGCAUUGAGCAAACAUACGAUGCACCACCUCUUAUCACCCCCAACACCCCAGCGGGAUAAUAACCGUUAUCUAUAAAUUCAAUUAAAAGUCCAACGGAGGUGGAUCUUACGUAUGUACAUGAGCACGUGUCGGUAACCUCGCUCCACACGGAGUAAUGUCUGUAUCCAUAACGAUUGCUGACACGCACAGUCGGAGAGAUCAUUGACUGAGCGAACGGAUUGCACGACUUCUCGUGGUGUCAGUCAAGGCUGUCCCAUUCUGCAUGAGUGUGACAGUGACAGUGCUGGUCACUCGGUCCCGGUGUACGUUCUAUUUAUCAUCAACUGGUAGGAUUUCAACCACUAUUCCCCAACAA
Haliotis rubra (blacklip abalone) is the source of this 4513-nucleotide messenger RNA. RefSeq lists its product as uncharacterized. The record is from RefSeq and is a predicted model, not a curated record. Lineage: Eukaryota; Metazoa; Mollusca; Gastropoda; Lepetellida; Haliotidae. Gene Ontology annotation, molecular function: ubiquitin-protein transferase activity; metal ion binding. Gene Ontology annotation, biological process: protein ubiquitination. Bases 912 to 3779 code for a protein of 955 amino acids. The transcript is spliced from 23 exons. Gene Ontology annotation, cellular component: cytoplasm.